Molecule: messenger RNA, 1049 nt
Organism: Brassica oleracea var. oleracea
Lineage: Eukaryota; Viridiplantae; Streptophyta; Magnoliopsida; Brassicales; Brassicaceae
Exons: 1
Coding region: 76-843 (255 amino acids)
Source: RefSeq, a predicted model, not a curated record
AGCAUUUCCUUUUGCCAUUAUUUAACAUGAAUCACCCAAAUGUGACAUACUCUAAUUCCACAAACCAUUAUCACAAUGCUCCCACUCGCCAACUACUACAUAUCUUCCUCAUCCAUGUCCGAGAACAAUGUUAACAACAGCAAGAGGAGGAAGAAGAAACGUCCGAUGAUAGUUUAUGGAGGCGGAGGAGGAGAUGAUUUGGCGGUGGUGAAGGCGGCGGCGUGGGCUUGGUAUCAAAGGAAGGAAGGCAAACCGAUUAUGAGAGAGUUUGAGAUAACAAGAGCACCGAGAACACCUCGACCUUCGCGGUACAAGAUCGAAGCUACAAAGAACAUGAUCCUCUCUGACAACAAGGUUUUAGCCGAGAAUAGGGUUUCUAAGUCUUCGCUUUGGUACACAAAUUUCCAUUACCAAGAGGAUCAAGAAACCCAAUACUCUCGUCUACUUGACACUUACGAGAACAAGAACAUAUCAAAAAGGCUUAAUUUGGAUGAUCCUGGUUUAUCCGUGAGUUUGAGCAGUGCUUUCAUGCUGAACGACGAUAAUCAUAAUCAUGAUUGUGUUUGUGAUGAUCAUGGUAUGUUAAAGAGAAAUGGCUAUGAUAAGAAUACUAAUAGUAGUAGAAAAAUUGAUAACAAGAAUUCCAUGAAAAAAGUGAGCAAAAGAAGUUUGUGGAAGGGACUGAUUGUUAUGGGUCCAGUGUCUACGGUUUGUGGGAGAAGCGAUGAUGUGGAUUUACGGGCUUCUAAAGCUAGCCGGAGAACAGUUAAGGUUGCGGCGGCGGCCGAGGCUCUCCUCAGUUCGGCAGCAAGUGGCAAGACCACUCAGACCCGUAGUCGCUAACUUUAGUGGUUAUUAGGAUAGAAAGAUUUGAACAAUUUGUUCAAAAUUCGUACAUUUUCAUGUUUCUGUAUUUGUUGAACUAGCUGUGUAUUUUCUUCCAGUUUCAGUAAAUACGUACAUCUUUUUUAAAUUUAAUAUCUCUUCGGGGAACAAAAUGACAAGAAAAUAUUGAAUUUAUUCUAACUCGGUUGCGAGUCUUGUGACAU